Messenger RNA from Rhagoletis zephyria (snowberry fruit fly), 1175 nucleotides. RefSeq lists its product as uncharacterized. Lineage: Eukaryota; Metazoa; Arthropoda; Insecta; Diptera; Tephritidae. Gene Ontology annotation, molecular function: acyltransferase activity, transferring groups other than amino-acyl groups. The record is from RefSeq and is a predicted model, not a curated record.
AACUUCAUAUGUUGCACAGUGUUAUUCAGAAACGUAUUGAUACAACUGAUUAUGUACUUUGGACCCUAGUAGUUGCUGCUAGACCUUACCAUUCGCAUGGCUGAUCAUGUGGAUAUUUUGCGUCUCCUUUCUGAGGAAGAGUUUCAAGAAUUACUACAAUUAUAUCGGGAUAAAUAUGGAGAAAAGAAUUUCCAUUAUAUCUUGAUGUAUAAUCAAAACAAAUGGAAUCAGCAAUUGAAGAAUUUAGAUAACAAAACGGAGAGUGGUGACGAAAAUGGAUGGCUUCCUUUCCGUAAAGCAUUCUACACUUACAGAAAUGAUGAUUUUAGAAAAUACGGUACCUAUGUAAGUCUACACUAUGAUAUGAUGCAAAGCGUGUCAUUUCAUUCGUGGGAGCCAAGUCAAGCACAAAUAUUGAAAUGUUUGCGUGGAACUAAAUUGAUCGACUGGCGUAGUGGGCCGCUAUUAACAAAUGUAGAUCUUGAAUUUUGUGAUGAGGUAAAAAAGAUUGCUUUAGCUCAUGGAGCAAGCGUACAACGUGCGAGACGUUGCCUCUGGCUGAUAUUAGAGCAUGAAAAAGCGACUAAACUCAAUAUUGAAAAGUUGAAAGAUGGCUUUACAGUUGACAAGCUAAGCACUGAUAAUGCUCCGCUCAUACACGAUUUAUGGGCGAACAAGAAAGAAGGUUCGCUGGGGUUCGUAAGUGGGCUCAUUGAGUUGAAUGAAACGGCAGGAAUUUUCAAAGUUGCCGACGGCGAACUGGUGGCAUGGGCUUUUCAAAAUGACUUCUCUGGUUUAGGUAUAUUACAAGUUGUAGAAGCGGAACAAAGAAAGGGAUUCGGUGGAGUUUUGGCAGCAUAUUUGUGUAAACAAGUGGCCGCAGCGGAACAAGUGCAUUUAUCAGCAUGGGUCGUUAGUGAAAAUUUCAAAUCAAAAGCUCUUUUAGAGAAACUAGGAUUUUACAUUUUAGCAACAGCAGAGUGGAUACAGUUAAAUAAGGCAUAAAAGAGGAUUUAAAAAGCACAUACUAAGGACCGUUUUCUCAAGUAACCUGUAACUUUAAGACUCACUUUAUGUUUAACGGGUGCAUCAAAAUUUAUGAUUAUGUCUAAAGUAAAGCAUAUUAUUAUCGGUUUUAUAUUGGUUUACAACCAAGAAACAUACAUACGUCAAAA